AUUCAAUCAAGCUGUCACCCCACAUUUAAUCGCAGACUCCAUUGCUUCAAGCCAUGGUACCAGGCGGCUUUGCCAGGCUCUCGUCUAUGUCUUCUCUUUCCUUGCACUGAUAAACAUAAGUUACAAACACUACCAGGUGCUCGAAGGCGCACCGCACUCCCAAAAUGCAAUCCCACCUGACCCGGCGAGUUUUCCGCGCGAUUCUCAAUAAUGAGCCGCUUCCAUCUUCGCGCUGCCUCUAUCGCUCGCUGCACACUGUCCGGAAUUUUCGGCUUCGCGGACUCGAUCUCCCGGCCUUUCAUCACAAUCAGCGACGCGGUUUCUUCACGUAUAAUGCGGCCCCGACCUCCAAUGUCCAAUCUGCAACGUUGCCCUCGGAGAUUGGCCUAAAGCCCAUGAGAGACCUCAUGAGAUCACUAGCCGACAAGAGCCGAGGACCUACCUUUGAUGUUCUAGCCAAAGCCUUCAACGACUUCCUGGGACAACGCACUGUGCUGCCCGGUGUCAUUACACACUUCCAUGCGACAUUGCUCUCCGUCACCUGGCAUCACAUGCGAACUCAUGCGGAAGAACUAAGUUCCGAAGAAUGGCAGAGGACUCUGUCUACUGAAGCUCUCGAAAAUGUGCUCUUCAUUCUCUCACAAGCAAAAUGUCUACCCGAAUCGCAAACAGUUGUGCGGAAAUUGGCUCGUGCGGUCUUUACGGAAUUGUGUCGUGAUCCGUCACCAGGGAUGAAACACAUCAGCCGGUCUGCUUUCAUUGCAUAUAUAAAUUUACAGGCUUUAAAUGGCCGCCCAGAUGAAGCACGCGAUGUCCUGGAGCGUUUCUGGUUCAGACUGAAGAAAGCUCGCCCGACUCCUUGGCAUGCGGUUAUGAAGGGAUUCGCCAUGGUCGGCCAGAAGCGUCAGUUAGCACUGACAGCGGAGAACCUCGAAAAAUAUGGCGUCAAGUUUGACAGCAAAUCUCAUGAAGACCUUGUCAAGUUUCUAAUCCAAAAGAAUAUGCUCAAUGCGACGAAGACAUUCUAUGAAUGUCCUUUGUCCAAAGGGCAGAAACCCGCUGUGUCCGUGAAAGAGGCCGUCAUAAAAUAUGCUGUCUUAAACACCGAGAUUGCUUGGGCAGAAUCUGUGUUUGAAACACUUUCAGACGAACCGGUGGCCGAGACGAUAGGUAUUACCCUCUUCUGGGAAGCCGUGCAAAAGCAAAGUGCUUGCGCCGUCUUAGAUAAAGCCAACAUCUUGAUGGCAGGCGAUCAGCGUGCGAGGGAAGCACUGACCAUCUCGUGUGUGAAUGACCUGAUUGAGUACGCAAACGCCAUUCGAAACCCUGCCCUAGCCACCAGCUUUGCUACGCUGGCCUCUCAAUGGGGUUUAGAAUCCGACACGAGAACGCAGCUUUUGCAAUUGGAAUCCUACAUUCAAGCAGGUGAUGUUGCGAGGGCAUUGGACUCCAUUGAAGAGUUGCAGGAUCCGGAAUCGAUAGCGCUCGCCAACAUGCCACUAAUAGACAAGCUCAUCACACUUCUCUGCCAAUCCGGCCAGGACGAUGCGAUAUUCGACCGCGUUUCGACUUUCCUGGAUCCGUUGUUCGAGAACAAUGUAUGGCUAGAAGCAAGCACUGUGGCAGCGAUCACACACAUGCUACUCUACCGACACGACUGGGAGGGCGUUUCGGAAUUACUCCGCCCACGACUUGGGCUGUAUGACACUGAAGAACGGACGAAGAUCCGCAAUUCGCUGACCGGGUUCAUUUUGGACCUCAAUCAAAAGAGUUCCGACGCGUGGGAGACGUAUAACCUCCUGCUGCUCGCCUUCCCGGAAACCGGCGUCAGCAUGCGCACGGACAUCAUGGCUUCAUUUUUCAAACGCUACCGCAGCGACCUCGCCUACCUCGUCUUUGGCCACAUGCGACAGGCGGAGGAUUUCGCCCGGCGGCCGAAACCCGACACCUACGCCCGCUGCUUCAUAGGCAUCGCUCGCAACCAAUCCGCCAAGCAUCUCCAGCUCGUGCACAACAUGCUCAAGCUCGACGUCGAGGUCGACCUGACCACUCGCGUACUCGACGGACUCAUGCUCGCCUAUGCCUCCUGCGACAUGUCCGAGCAGGCAAUGAAAGUCUUCCAAAGCAUCCUCCAAUCGGACGAGGGUCCGUCCCACAAAACCAUUCCCAUCUUCUUCAAGGCGUGCGCCCAUCACAACAACGGUGUUCAGGAGGCCCUGAAGAUGAUGGACAAGGUUAAAUUGCUCGGCAUUGAGCGCAACCGCCAGCUGUACAUGGCGUACGUCUUGGCUCUGGCCGCACAUUGCGAGUUUGAUCUCGCCACCGAGGCGUUGGAGACGAUGCAGGCGGAGACCGGCCUGGAACCGACCCGCAACUCAAUUGGUCAUUUCUAUAAUGCAAUUCCUUCCCAACACUGGAAAGAUGAAGUCGAGAAGUGGGCCCGAGCCAAAUACCCCGAGCUGUGGGCGCAGCUGGAGCAGAUAGAACGCAGGGAGCAUGACGAGGGCCUGCGAUUUAAGAUUGAGACGAACGAGAUUGCCGUCUAGGUGUAUGUACAUGAAAAUAGACUAUCUCAGGAAGUUCUUUGUAUGUAU
This is a messenger RNA of Aspergillus homomorphus CBS 101889, 2594 nucleotides long. Its product is annotated as putative mitochondrial respiratory complex I chaperone (Cia84). The transcript has 2 exons. The coding region runs from base 165 to 2546 and encodes 793 amino acids. Gene Ontology annotation, molecular function: protein binding. The record is from RefSeq and is a predicted model, not a curated record. NCBI's taxonomy places the organism in Eukaryota, Fungi, Ascomycota, Eurotiomycetes, Eurotiales, Aspergillaceae.